UUCAUUCCAUCAACGCCAGGCUGGUUGUAAAAUACUUGGGAAAUCCUGACAAAUCCUUCUGAACGUUGAGACGUGGAGCCUGAAGCUGGUGCCAUGACCCCUUUGAAGCCGGUGGUUGAAGUGGUGAACCUGGGGAGGAUUUCUUACGGGAACGCACUGCAAGCUCAGCGGAGGUACAUCCGGCGCCACAUCGACUCCCUGUCGCAGCCGCCGGCCGCUGAACCGGCAGUGAACGCGCUGCUCCUGUGUGAGCAUCCUCCUGUCUACACUGUCGGCAUAAGGACGGCGCAGUACCCGGUGGAGGAGGAGGAGAGGCUAAACGGGCUGGGGGCCGAGUUCCACCGGGCGGACCGAGGAGGGCUGAUCACCUUCCACGGCCCCGGGCAGCUGGUGUGCUACCCCAUCCUCAACCUGGCCCACUUCAGGAAGAGCGUGCGCUGGUACGUGGCGGAGCUGGAGACCACCACCGUCCGGCUCUGCCGCAAGUUCGGGAUUCAAGCAGACACCUCGCCAGACACCGGCGUCUGGCUGGCAAGCAACAAAAUCUGUGCCAUCGGAAUCCACUGCGGCAGAUACAUCACCUCUCACGGGUUAGCGCUGAACUGCAACACUGAUCUGCACUGGUUCUCUCACAUCACACCCUGUGGCCUCAAGGGCAAAGGGGUGACGUCCCUGACUCAAGUACUCGGCAGAGAAGUGACCGUCUCCGAGGCUGUGGAACUCUUCCUUGAAACAUUUGCCGCACAGUUUAACUGUACGCUGAGGUGUUAGGAACUCUCCAUCCCCACAGAUCACCCAGCCAACUGAAGAGGUUUUCAGAUGUCGGAUGUUUGCAAGGCAAUUAUGUGAGCAAUUUUGAGCCCCAUAUCUGAGGAAGGAUGUGAUGGCGCUGGAGAGGGUCCAGAGGAGGUUGACAAGAAUGGUCCCA
Messenger RNA from Amblyraja radiata (thorny skate), 928 nucleotides. RefSeq names its product putative lipoyltransferase 2, mitochondrial. The transcript is spliced from 3 exons. The record is from RefSeq and is a predicted model, not a curated record. Bases 94 to 771 code for a protein of 225 amino acids. Gene Ontology annotation, molecular function: lipoyl(octanoyl) transferase activity. NCBI's taxonomy places the organism in Eukaryota, Metazoa, Chordata, Chondrichthyes, Rajiformes, Rajidae. Gene Ontology annotation, biological process: protein lipoylation.